AUGGAGCUGUCCUAUCAGUCGAUGAAAAUCGCUCAUGAAGCUCGGGAAGCGGAGGAGCUGAGAACUGAGACGAGGAAGAAGAACCUUCUUGUUCUGAUCUACCACCACUUGUUGGAGCAAGGCUACAUGGCAGCAGCUGUAGCCUUGGAUCAGGAGACAAAUGGUGGCAUGAAGAAGUUUGAGGUUUGUGACACCAUCGAUCUGGAGAUGGUGCUGAUAGAGUACGAGUGUUAUCACCUCGCCAAGUUCCAGAAAUAUCCAAAACUUGUCAGGAGAGCAGCAGAACCAGGCACAAAUGAAAACAAGCAGGCGAAGAAUGGUGGAGUCAAGAAACGUUCCUGCUCAGCCGGGAAGCCCCUUCCCAAAAUUGUCUCACCCCAAGUCCCCAAGUCUGCAAACGCAGUCAUGAAAACAGCUCCCAGUGAAAGCGUUCUCUCUGCGGUGCCGGAGUCCUCAGAGUACGGGCUCAACAUUUCCUCCAUCAGAAAUAAACCAGCUGGGAAUGCUGCCAUGAGCAGGAAGAUGGCUGAUGGCCAAGAAACAAUCUUUGAUGCUGUCAGAGGAUCAGGCUCUCACUCAGACCACAUGGAGCGGCUGCUGAAGCCCCUCAGCGGCUUUUCAGGGAUGAGUGGUGAGAUGAAGGAACUGGCUGCUAUCAUCAGUCGGGACAUCUAUUUGCACAGUCCAAAUGUGCGCUGGGAGGACAUCAUCGGUCUGGAGGACGCCAAGCGAUUAGUCAAAGAGGCCGUCGUUUGUCCCAUUAAGUAUCCAUGGUUAUUCACAGGCAUCUUAUCCCCAUGGAAGGGCUUGUUGCUCUAUGGCCCCCCAGGCACGGGGAAAACACUUCUUGCUAAAGCUGUGGCGACUGAAUGCAAGACAACCUUCUUCAACAUUUCUGCCUCCAGCAUCGUCAGCAAGUGGAGGGGAGACUCUGAGAAACUGGUCAGGGUUCUGUUCGAGCUGGCCAGGUACCACGCCCCGUCCACCAUCUUCCUGGACGAGCUGGAGUCCGUGAUGGGACAGAGGGGAACCAGCUUGGGGGGAGAGCACGAGGGGAGCCUGAGAAUGAAGACGGAGCUGCUGAUCCAGAUGGACGGCCUUGCAAGAUCUGAAGACCUGGUGUUUGUUCUCGCAGCCUCCAACCUGCCUUGGAAGCUGGACCAUGCCAUGCUGCGGAGAUUGGAGAAGAGGAUUCUUGUGAGUCUUCCCUCAUCGGCCGCACGCCAAGCCAUGGUGUCUCAUUGGCUGCCUCCGCUCAGCUCCGUCGGAGAGAUAGAGCUACAGACGGAGCUGGACUAUGAAAUGCUUGCAGAGGAGACGGAGGGAUAUUCUGGUUCUGAUAUCAGAUUAGUGUGUAAAGAAGCAGCUAUGAAACCAGUUCGUAAACUAAUUCAUGCUCUGGAGUCGCAUCAGAAUGGUAAAACAACGCAUAAAACACAAACGUUCUCGUGCAGGUGAUAUCCCUCACUGUGGUUCUUUUUUAACACAGACAUGCCUGAGAUCCAGCUGGGAGCUGUGAUGACGGCUGACUUCAUGGAGGCGAUUUCACGCACCAAACCAUCAGCCAGAAACCUGAUGGACAGAUACACGGCCUGGGACAGGGAAUACGAGUCUGUGUGA
This is a messenger RNA of Nematolebias whitei (Rio pearlfish), 1620 nucleotides long. It is a transcript of the gene katnal2, whose product is annotated as katanin p60 subunit A-like 2. The record is from RefSeq and is a predicted model, not a curated record. Gene Ontology annotation, molecular function: protein binding; ATP binding; ATP hydrolysis activity. The transcript has 15 exons. NCBI's taxonomy places the organism in Eukaryota, Metazoa, Chordata, Actinopteri, Cyprinodontiformes, Rivulidae.